CAGUACCGUGGGCCCAUGGCUGCGCCGGACGUAAGGGCGCAGGUGGACUCGCUCCUUCUGCAACUGCUCCGGGACCUGGAAGAACUGGAGGCGAAGAGGGCGGCAUUGAACGCUCGGGUGGAGGAGGGCUGGCUCUCGCUCUCUAAAGCUCGCUACGCCAUGGGUGCCAAGUCUGUAGGUCCUCUGCAGUAUGCCUCCCGCAUGGAGCCUCAGGUCUGCGUCUACACUAGCGAGGCCCAGGACGGACUCCAGAAGUUCUGGGUGGUGAGAGCCAGCGCCCAGACUCCAGAAGAGGUGGGGCCCCGUGAGGCCGCUUUGCGCAGACGCAAGGGUCUCACCAGAACCCCAGAGCCGGAGUCCUCCCCAGCCCCCAGGGACCCUCUGAACUGGUUUGGAAUCCUGGUUCCUCACAGUCUGCGUCAUGCCCAAGCCAGCUUCCGGGAGGGCCUGCAGCUGGCUACAGACAUGGCCAGCCUUCAGAUCCGGAUCGACUGGGGUCGAAGCCAACUCCGGGAGCUCCAGGAGAAACUCAGGCAGCUGGAGCCUGAGUCUGCCUGACUUGUGACCAGAGGCAGGGCAGUGAGCACAGCUGUUCUUUGGUGUGGCUGCCUUAUCUCAGGCCUUCCUCCUUCACAGAUUGCCCCUGCCCCUAUUCCCACCCCAACUAAUCCCUUAUCCUUAAAAUUUCUCUGGUUUGCAUGUUUCUAGCUUUGUUAGGUGUAAAAGUUUGAAGAGGCAAACUGAAUAAUGUUGAAAGUCACUACUGUGAAACCACUUCUAAGCUUGUAUUCUCCUAGGACACAUUCAUGUGGGGCAGGGGCAAAGCUGUUAGGUUAGUUCGUAAAUAACCAGAACAGCCUCAUGGAUAUAUCAGCUGUGGCUUCUUUACAGGAUGAAAUACUGCACAGUUAGUGGCAGGGAAGGACAACAAAUAGGUGCUUCAGUUUCACUAGAUUCUCAAAACUAAUUUUGAUGUAGGAAAAAAAGCAAACAUGGCUAACAAAUCAGGACAGUUUGAUUCCAUGUCAAUAAAAAACAUGAACACCUAAGUAGAUAGGUAGUCCUUGGCAGGUUUUAAGCCUGAAAGUAAAAAAGAUCGGACUUAGAUUUUCAGGGGAACUCUAGGAACUCUUCCUUUAUAGGAGUGAGACUGAGCUGCUUUUAAUUUUUGAAGGGCCAAAUGUAUUUCCUGUGCUGGGAUCGGCUUCAUUUUCCUACUGGGUGGUUGGUAUUUUUAGUAGUUUCUAGGAGGUAAUCUUUAUGCUGUGGGAAAAUUAAUCCUUUGUUCAUAAUAUGGAAUGUAAAUAUUUUUCCCAAUUUCUCUUGUAACUUUGCUUAUGGUGUUUUUUUUUAAACCUUUAUUGUAAAAUAAAACACAUUAAACUGCACAAAAUAA
Molecule: messenger RNA, 1396 nt
Organism: Odobenus rosmarus divergens (Pacific walrus)
Lineage: Eukaryota; Metazoa; Chordata; Mammalia; Carnivora; Odobenidae
Gene: VMA22
Product: coiled-coil domain containing 115
Exons: 5
Coding region: 16-558 (180 amino acids)
Biological process (GO): vacuolar proton-transporting V-type ATPase complex assembly
Cellular component (GO): extrinsic component of endoplasmic reticulum membrane
Source: RefSeq, a predicted model, not a curated record